Neocloeon triangulifer is the source of this 1925-nucleotide messenger RNA. RefSeq names its product protein artemis-like. Gene Ontology annotation, biological process: double-strand break repair via nonhomologous end joining; interstrand cross-link repair; protection from non-homologous end joining at telomere. Gene Ontology annotation, molecular function: damaged DNA binding; 5'-3' DNA exonuclease activity. Bases 241 to 1467 code for a protein of 408 amino acids. NCBI's taxonomy places the organism in Eukaryota, Metazoa, Arthropoda, Insecta, Ephemeroptera, Baetidae. The transcript has 8 exons. The record is from RefSeq and is a predicted model, not a curated record.
GUGGCAGGGAUUAAGUGGGCGUGGCGAAAAGCACCAGAAUUUUGCAGAAGGUCGGGACUUGUCUUCAAAUUUUCCUUUUAAAAACUGUCCAGGAAGUUGAUUGAGUGCAUUAAGUACAUAUUUAAAUACUUAAUUAAAGGAAGAAUUCCUCAUUUUGUAAAAAAGAAAAACCAAAUCACAAUUUUAAAGCAGAAAGGAAAGAUUCAACCUCUGUCCCAGUUGACUUUUUUUGUAAACAUUAUGAGCCAAUUUUCUGGCUUUAUUGAUGAAAUUGAAUGGAUAUCAGUGGACAGUUUUCUACCAGAGAACACGCAAAAAUGUACGGCCUAUUUUCUAUCUCACUGUCAUGCAGAUCACAUGAGAGGCCUAAAUGAUCUGCCUUUUUCAACUCACAUCGCCUCCAAAGCGGACCACUUUGUCUACUGCUCCGAAGUGUCCGCCCAAAUUGUGAGGAACAUGAUGAGAGACAACGAAUCUCUCUUGGGAAAGCUGAAGCCCCUCUCGCUGGGCCCAAAUUGGGUGCAGGUGCCCAUUAUCAACUCCGACUACCACCUGAAUCUUGUCGUGACCCUCAUACCUGCUGGCCACUGUCUUGGAUCUUGCAUGUUCCUAUUCGAAACUGAAAAGACGACAGUUUUGUACACCGGAGACUUCCGUUUCUGUGUCAAUGACUACCCGAAGAUAACUUUACUUCACGACAGCAGUGGAGGUGUCAAAGAGCUGGACACUGUCUACUUGGACACGACUUUCUGGACACAGGCCAACCACCACUUUCCUUCAAGACAUGAGAGUUUGGCCCUAAUAACCACGGAAAUUGACAAGUUUAGAAAACGGACGGCCAAUCACGGCCACAUUCACAUCGACAAACCGGCCCGAAUUGGCUCCGAGUUCUUUAUAAUGGAGUUGUCGCAGAGGUACAAGAGGAAAAUCCACGUGAGUGACGAUUCGCUCAGGAUUUACGAAGGAAUACACGAAGUUUCGUCUUGCAUCACCAAAAACACCAAGGAAACUUUCCUGCACAUGUGUCAGUCUUAUAGACCCGGAAGGGCGAAAAGGCGUCUGCCCUGUGUCGAGGACUACUUGCAGGUUUUGCACAUCCGUCCCACUGCCCAGUGGUACUCCGUAGGCGGAGAAUUUUUCCCUGUGAGAGAAGACUGUGACAGGAAUAUUAUUCAAAUAUCGAACUCGAUGCACGCUUCGAGAGCGGAAUUGGUCGAGUUUGUCAAAUAUUUCAAACCGAGAAGGGCUGUUGCUUGUGUCGUUCCUGUCAACUCUUCAAUGGAUGAGGUUCAAAACGAAUUGGACGAAAUUCUCUCCGAGUGCUGCGGAAGAAGACUGAGGAAAAGGAGGUGGAGUUCGAGCACUGAGGGGUCGCCUACCAGGAAAUUUGUUCCUCGUCCUCCUUUCCUCAUUCCCACAACUACAGCCCCUGGUUUUGGCGAAGAACUCGAUUAUGAGGAAAACUGAUCUCUUAAAGACUGACAAGCCAUUAAUAUUAAUUAACAGCUAUUUUCAGCAAGGUUGAGGCUUUUUAUUUUUGAUAAAAUUGUUAAUUUGGUAAUUAUAUAAUCUGUAUUUUUGUGUCUAAAGUAAUUUGUUGUUUUUAUAACAGAAUUGAUAAAUAUUCUGAAUAUUACUUUGUUCAGUAAAAAUUUCAUUCAAUAUUGUAGAUUCUUCGAAAUAUUGUUAUCACCAUUAAGAAAGUAAAUCUGAUCUGAAGUGUCAUUUUACAAAAGAUUGAAAUAUAAAAUAAUAAUUCUGAGCCUUGCUAAUUUAGAAGUACCCAUUUUAGAUAAGUUCCUGUUAAAUUAAGUGAUGGACUAAAGUGAAAUGUGAAUGAUAAUAAUUUGCCAAUUUUGUACUGCUUUUCUUAUUAAUUGAACUGAUUGACCUUAAAUAAAAAACAAUUUUUUGAUCAAAAAUAA